CCGGCCGGAUUUCAAUUUGUGCCUUCAUGUGGCACAGCCCGGUAAUGGGGCAGCAUGCCACCGCCCGCCCCAGUGUGACCCGCAGGUCCCGGUGCCACUAUUGCCAUAGCCCUGGGGUGGGCAGGGGGCUGCGCUGGGCUCAGGAGGGCGAUGGGGCCGUAGCAGGGCCGUGCCGCGCUGAGCCAGGCAUUGACUCAUUCACUCCGUGGGGUGAGGAAGUCUGAAAACCAAAAAACCCAAAUAACUGAAAGAGCCAAAGUCAACCCAAUUGACAACACCUUUCCUGGCGGCGGCAGUGCCGUGGGAGUGCCCCCGCUCAGAGCCCGACAUUUCCCAACGCUUCCUCCUCGGGUGGCAGCGCUCCCCCACCUGCUCUGCCCCGGUGCCAGUGACCCCGUGGGGCCGCAGCCGAUGGCCGUGGGGCGGGAUGCACAACCACACUCUGUGCCACUACGGGUUAAGCCCAAUGAAAACUGGUUCAAACCUCCAGGAAGAGGCAGGAGCCUGAUUUCCAUCUGCGUGCUGCCCAGGUGGUUCCCCCAGCGUGGUGUCCCCUCUGCUGAGGUCACACACACGCGGCACCCCCUGUGUGCCACCAAUGAGGGAUCCCCAUUUGGGGGCUGCAGGACAGGGGGCUGCAAUGCAUUGCCCGGCCCAGACCCACCCGCUGCAAAAUUGCGCGGUGCUGGAGUCAGACCCACACUGUGCAUUCCCCUCCCUGCAGUGCUGGCGGCCCCUGGGUUUGGCAGCCGGGGCUAUAUUUGGGCUGUGCCUUCUAUGCUGUUCUCCCAAGCCGUGCUUUGCUGUGGUUUGGGCUGGGAUUUGCAGCACAGCAGAGAGGCGCUGGGUGCUCCCUGAUCUGUGCGUUCCCUGUCCGCUGCCAGGAACACGCAGAGAGCUCGUGUUUGCCCAGGGUCGGGUGGGUGAGAUAUGGGAUCAGUGCAGCUUUGGCAGGUGUGCGUGGAAUUUCAUGCAGGAAAGGCAGCUAGAAGGAGAUGUUGCAUCUCUAGGGGCUGCACACCCCGGUGCUUGUGGUCCGUUGUGGCUUGUCAUACAGAGCUGCAGAAAAUGAUACGUUUCCCUGUGUGCUUUUUCUGUCUCUGAACCCCAUAGGGCUGAGGGCGAGGGCUGAGCGCGCUGCUGGGAGGCAGAGGCAGCACUGGGCCUGAGAACUUUGGGACCUCACGGGGAGUAUGGCAGACACCGAGGACCCCCGCGAUGCUGGGGACACGUUGGGGGAUGACUCCUUCCCGCUCUCCUCCCUGGCCAACCUGUUUGAGGUGGAGGACACCCCGUCCCCCGCUGAGCCAUCCCGGGGUGCCCCCGGUGCAGGGGAUGGAAAGCAAAACCUCCGGAUGAAAUUUCACGGGGCAUUCCGGAAAGGCCCCCCGAAGCCCAUGGAGCUGCUGGAGGCCACCAUCUACGAGUCGUCAGUGGUCCCCGCACCCAAGAAGGCCCCCAUGGACUCCCUCUUUGACUACGGCACCUACCGGCAGCACCCCAGCGAGAACAAGCGCUGGCGCCGGAGGGUCGUGGAGAAGCCAUCAGCAGGCACCAAGGGGCCGGCUCCCAACCCACCGCCCGUCCUCAAGGUCUUCAACAGGCCCAUCCUCUUUGAUAUUGUCUCCCGGGGGUCCCCGGAUGGCCUGGAGGGGCUCCUCUCCUUCCUGCUCACCCACAAGAAGCGCCUGACGGAUGAGGAGUUCCGAGAGCCCUCAACGGGGAAGACGUGCCUACCCAAGGCACUGCUCAACCUGAGCGCGGGCCGGAACGACACCAUCCCCAUCCUCCUCGACAUCGCCGAGAAGACGGGCAACAUGCGGGAGUUCAUCAACUCACCCUUCCGUGACGUCUACUACCGAGGUCAGACGGCGCUGCACAUCGCCAUUGAGCGCCGCUGCAAGCACUACGUGGAGCUGCUGGUGGAGAAGGGUGCCGACGUGCAUGCCCAGGCCCGUGGUCGCUUCUUCCAGCCCAAGGAUGAGGGCGGCUACUUCUAUUUUGGAGAGCUGCCCCUCUCCCUGGCCGCCUGCACCAACCAGCCGCACAUCGUGCACUACCUGACGGAGAACGGGCACAAGCAGGCGGACCUGCGGCGCCAGGACUCGCGCGGCAACACCGUGCUGCAUGCGCUGGUCGCCAUCGCCGACAACACCCGCGAGAACACCAAGUUUGUCACCAAGAUGUACGACCUGCUCCUCGUCAAGUGCGCCAAGCUCUUCCCCGACACCAACCUCGAGGCGCUGCUCAACAACGACGGCCUCUCGCCACUCAUGAUGGCCGCCAAGACCGGCAAGAUCGGGAUCUUCCAGCACAUCAUCCGCCGGGAGAUCGCAGACGAGGACGUCCGGCACCUCUCGCGCAAGUUCAAGGAUUGGGCGUACGGCCCCGUCUACUCCUCACUCUACGAUCUCUCCUCGCUGGAUACCUGUGGGGAGGAGGUGUCCGUGUUGGAGAUCCUUGUCUACAACAGCAAGAUCGAGAACCGCCACGAGAUGUUGGCCGUGGAGCCCAUCAAUGAAUUGCUGCGUGACAAGUGGCGCAAGUUCGGUGCCGUCUCCUUCUACAUCAGCGUGGUCUCCUACCUCUGUGCCAUGAUCAUCUUCACCCUCAUCGCCUACUACCGCCCCAUGGAAGGCCCCCCGCCAUACCCCUACACUACAACCAUCGACUACCUGCGGCUGGCCGGGGAGAUCAUCACCCUCCUCACCGGCAUCCUCUUCUUCUUCUCCAACAUCAAAGAUCUCUUCAUGAAGAAGUGCCCAGGUGUGAACUCGUUCUUCAUCGAUGGCUCAUUCCAGCUGCUCUACUUCAUCUACUCGGUGCUGGUGAUUGUCACAGCGGGGUUGUACCUGGGUGGUGUUGAGGCAUACCUGGCUGUCAUGGUCUUCGCAUUGGUCCUGGGCUGGAUGAAUGCACUCUACUUCACGCGAGGGCUCAAGCUGACAGGGACCUACAGCAUCAUGAUCCAGAAGAUCCUCUUCAAAGACCUGUUCCGCUUCCUCCUGGUCUAUCUGCUCUUCAUGAUUGGCUAUGCCUCAGCGCUGGUGUCCCUCCUGAACCCAUGUCCCAGCAGUGAGUCCUGCAGCGAGGAGAACUCCAACUGCACGCUGCCCACCUACCCCUCAUGCCGGGACAGUCAGACCUUCAGCACCUUCCUGCUUGACCUCUUCAAGCUCACCAUUGGCAUGGGUGACCUGGAGAUGUUGGAGAGUGCCAAGUACCCCGGAGUCUUCAUCAUCCUGCUCGUCACCUACAUCAUCCUCACCUUCGUGCUGCUCCUCAACAUGCUUAUCGCCCUCAUGGGUGAGACCGUGGGCCAGGUGUCCAAGGAGAGCAAGCACAUCUGGAAGCUGCAGUGGGCCACCACCAUCCUGGACAUCGAGCGCUCCUUCCCUCUCUUCCUGCGGAGAGCGUUCCGCUCUGGGGAGAUGGUGACCGUGGGGAAGGGCACUGAUGGGACCCCUGACCGCCGCUGGUGCUUCAGGGUAGAUGAGGUGAACUGGUCCCACUGGAACCAGAACCUGGGCAUCAUCAGCGAGGAUCCGGGCAAGAGUGACACGUACCAGUACUACGGCUUCUCCCACACCGUGGGGCGGCUGCGGAGAGAUCGAUGGUCGACGGUGGUGCCACGGGUGGUGGAGCUCAACAAGAGCUGCCCAACGGAGGACGUGGUUGUGCCAUUGGGGACUGUGGGCACGGCAGAGGCACGGGAGCGGCGGCACGGGCAGACCCCCACCUCCCCGCUCUAGCAUGGACUCUGCCUGGCCUCGCAGCACCAGUGCGGGUCUGUUCCUCAGGGAUUUGUGCAGCCUCUGUCCCUGCAGUGCCCAUCCCACUGGGGUCCCGGUCCUGGCAGUGCUGGGGGUCUCCAGUGCCACCGCUUUGCUUUCCUGCACCACUGGCUGCACUGUGCCAGGAGCUGGGUGCUGGGAACUCCCCUGCCACCAACCACCACGGCCGAUGGCUUUUGCCCCAAGUUUUUUUUUUUGCACAAGAUUUA
Messenger RNA from Numida meleagris (helmeted guineafowl), 4003 nucleotides. It is a transcript of the gene TRPV4, whose product is annotated as transient receptor potential cation channel subfamily V member 4. Lineage: Eukaryota; Metazoa; Chordata; Aves; Galliformes; Numididae. The transcript has 16 exons. Gene Ontology annotation, cellular component: cilium; membrane. The record is from RefSeq and is a predicted model, not a curated record. Gene Ontology annotation, molecular function: protein binding; calcium channel activity. Gene Ontology annotation, biological process: osmosensory signaling pathway; actin filament organization; calcium ion import across plasma membrane. The coding region runs from base 1194 to 3752 and encodes 852 amino acids.